UCUCUCUCUCUCUCCCUCCGUGGAAUGAUGCAGAGAUGUCACAAGAAGAAAACCCAGGUCCCUCUCAUAGCACUGAUCUUCUUUGUGUUCAUAGUCUCUACAAUCCUCUAUAAUGAACGUAACAUACAACAAAUCCAUCAAGACCAAGCUCACAAUGAUGAUGGUCAUCAUCAACCUAUAAUCAAGCAAAUUCCUCUGUACAAGCUUUCACCUCCGCAGAAUAAUACCCACCCAAACAGAUCUCCAGUGGUUUUGGAUAGGUAUAGUACAUGCAAAUCCACAGUAGAGUACAGUGGACGGAGAGCUGAGUGGGAUGUCCCUGUGCCGGAGUCCGAUAACCGGAGAGCAAGUCUGGAGACGUGUGACUUGUUUUCAGGCAAGUGGGUCUUCGACAACACUUCCCAUCCACUAUAUAAUGAAUCGGAUUGUCCAUACAUGUCGGAUCAAUUGGCUUGUCACAAGCAUGGAAGGCCGGAUUUGGGAUACCAAUUCUGGAGGUGGCAACCCCACAAUUGCAAUUUGAAAAGAUGGAAUGUGACUGAGAUGUGGGAGAAGUUGAGAGGGAAAAGACUAAUGUUUGUUGGAGAUUCACUGAAUAGAGGACAAUGGAUAUCAAUGGUGUGUCUUCUACAGUCUGUAGUUCCAGCAGAUAAGAGGUCCAUGUCGCCCAAUGCUCCUCUUACCAUUUUUAGAGCAGAGUUGUAUAAUGCCACUGUGGAGUUUCUCUGGGCCCCACUUAUCGUUGAAUCUAAUUCUGAUGACCCAGUCAAUCAUAGAUUGGAGGAACGAAUAAUGCGUCCUGAUUCAGUUCUUAGGCAUUCAUCUCAAUGGGAGCAUGCUGAUAUACUUGUAUUCAACUCAUACCUGUGGUGGAGACAGGGCCCUGUUAAGCUAUUAUGGAGUACUGAAGAAAAUGGGGUCUGUGAAGAGAUAAAUGGGCUGGGAGGUAUGGAGUUGGCCAUGGAUGCCUGGGCAAAUUGGGUGGCCUCUAAAGUCGACCCCCUCAAGAAGCGGGUCUUUUUUGUGACCAUGUCCCCUACGCAUUUCACGAGUCAAGAGUGGAAGCCCGAGAAUGAUGGAAACUGCUAUAAUGAGAAAACCCCCAUUGAAGAUGAAGGAUACUGGGGAAGUGGUUCCGACUUGCCUACAAUGCGCAUGAUAGAUAGGGUGCUGAGCAGGUUGAGUUCAAAGGUCUCGGUUGUCAAUAUUACUCAGCUCUCAGAGUAUCGAAAAGAUGGUCACCCUUCCAUUUAUCGCAAGUUUUGGGAGUCGCUGAGCCCCAAACAACUGUCAGACCCUACGAGUUACUCAGAUUGUAUACAUUGGUGCUUGCCUGGUGUGUCUGAUGUGUGGAAUGAGUUGCUAUUCCAAUUUUUGUAAAUGAAAUUCAUUUAUGUAAGAUACAUGGUGGAUUUGUGAUCACUGUGGAUGAGAGAGAAUUAAAUUUUCAGCCCGAGCAUUCUUAACAAGCACAGGAAUGGUGAGGUAGUUGGUCCUGAUUUGUAUGAAGCUUAAGUUCUCUCUAGCCCGAUGGAGUCACUCUCUCUUAUAUUUUGUUUGAUACGAUGGAAAAAUGGAAAAUGGAAAG
Ilex paraguariensis (yerba mate) is the source of this 1588-nucleotide messenger RNA. The record is from the annotation of a GenBank genome assembly. NCBI's taxonomy places the organism in Eukaryota, Viridiplantae, Streptophyta, Magnoliopsida, Aquifoliales, Aquifoliaceae.